Messenger RNA from Salarias fasciatus (jewelled blenny), 1713 nucleotides. RefSeq names its product MAGUK p55 scaffold protein 4a (gene mpp4a). NCBI's taxonomy places the organism in Eukaryota, Metazoa, Chordata, Actinopteri, Blenniiformes, Blenniidae. The coding region runs from base 1 to 1713 and encodes 570 amino acids. The transcript has 19 exons. Gene Ontology annotation, molecular function: protein binding. The record is from RefSeq and is a predicted model, not a curated record.
AUGGGGAGUCAUAAGGAGGCCAGCAGGAUUUAUGAGUGCCUGAUGCGGUUUCACAGGUCAACACCAAGCCCCUUUCUGCCUUACGCCUCUGGACUUUCACAUGAGAUCAUAGCCGCUCUGCAGAAGACUCACCGUCCGUCAGCUGAAGCCAUCGAGCUCUUCAGCCUCCUCAGCUCUCCUCACAUGCAGGCUCUGCUGUCAUCCCACGACAGCGUGGCGCAGGCCGACUACGGACCCGUGUUACCCCCCCUGCCCGACGACCUCCCUGAGGACGAGGAGGCCAUGAGGAUCGUUUGUCUGGUGAAGAACAACCAACCGCUGGGGGCGACCAUAAAGAGGAAUGAGGAGACUGGAGACAUCUACAUCGCCCGAGUGAUUCACGGAGGACUGGCUGACCGCAGUGGCCUGCUUCAUCCUGGUGAUUUGCUGGUGGAAGUGAACGGAAACCCGGUGGGGGGCCUGGAGCCCGAGCAGGUCAUCCAGAUACUGAUUAAUUCUCGGGGAACGAUCCUGUUCAAAGUGAUUCCAAAUCCUGCUCAGUCCAGCAGCAGCCAGAAGCCGGUGUACAUGAGGGCGAUGGUGGACUACUCCCCGCUGCAGGACUCCUCUAUCCCGUGUCCGGACGCAGGAAUGUGGUUCAGCAGAGGAGACCUGCUGGAGGUGGUGGACCAGUCGGACGGGCACUGGUGGCAGGCCAAGAAGCUGCCCUGCUCAGCGGCAUCCUGCGCCGGACUCAUCCCCUCCGCCAGCAUGCUGAAGAGCAAACAGAGGGAGCAGUGGUGGUGUCAACCUUUACAAGGCCAUGUCUGCAUCCGACCCUUGACCCAGCCUGAUAACGAGGCCAGUCAAACACACAGUGAUGAACAGCGCCCAGUCGUCGAUUUGGAAGAACUAAACUUUGAUGAACGUGACUCAGAUUUUACUGAUGGAAUCUAUUUGGCCGGUUUCCGUCGGAGUUUCCGUCUCUGGAGGAGGACGUCCUUCAGGAAGAGACGUCAGUCCUGCACCUCCUGCUCGCCGCUCAGCGGCGCCCUGGCCACCCCGUACGAGGAGGUGGCCCUGUACCAGCGCCCCCCGCAGGAGAACCACCGCCUCAUCAUCCUCGUGGGUGCGACAGGAGUCGGAGUGAAUGAACUCAGAAAGAGACUCAUCAAACUGAACCCCUCCACCUUCCAGUCCCCCGUCCCUCACACCAGCCGUCCAAUCCGAGCAGGGGAGCAGCCAGGGAGAGAGUACCACUUCAUAACCAAGGAGCUGUUUGAGUACAUGGUCUGCAACAACAGGUUUGUGGAGUACGGGGAGAGUAAAGGCCAGCUGUACGGGACCAGCACGGACGCCAUCGAUGAAGUGCUGAAACGAGGCCGCAUGUGCAUCGUAGACGUCGAGCCACAUAGCAUCCAGACGCUGCGGACUAAGAAGCUGAAGCCUUACGUGAUUUUCAUCAAAGCCCCCAGCGUAGAGCGGCUGAGACAGACUCGGAGAGACGCCCGGAUCAUCACCAACUACACCGUCAACAGGGCUUUCUCAGAGGAGGACUUCGUGGAGCUGGAGGAGACGUCUCGGGUGAUCGAGGCCAGGUAUCGGCAGUUUUUCGACAGCGUGGUGGUGAACGACGACCUGCAGGACGCCUGCAUGCAGCUGAGCUCCAUCAUCCACCAGGCGCAGCACGAGCCCCAGUGGAUCCCCGUCAGCUGGAGCCGGACGGACGAGUAG